Molecule: messenger RNA, 2347 nt
Organism: Pocillopora verrucosa
Lineage: Eukaryota; Metazoa; Cnidaria; Anthozoa; Scleractinia; Pocilloporidae
Source: RefSeq, a predicted model, not a curated record
CGAAAGCGGACAAAUUAAAGAACUAAGAUUUGUUGUCGUUGUGAAGAUUUUUGUUAGAAACAUGGGUAAACCAACUGGACAUCUCUUGCGUCAACUGAGGUCUCUGAUGAAGAAUAAGCAUCAUUUACCUGAAGUGAUUCAAGCUUACAUCAUCCCAUCUGAAGAUGCGCAUCAGAAUGAAUAUCUAGCAUCAUGUGACCUAAGAAGAGAAUUUAUCAGUGGCUUUAGUGGCUCAGCAGGGACUGCAAUUGUCACAGAAACUAAAGCAGCACUAUGGACAGAUGGGAGAUAUCAUUUACAGGCAGAAAAACAACUGGAUGUAAACUGGACGUUAAUGAGGGAUGGGUUAUCUGAAACUCCAACUCAGGAAGACUGGCUGAUUCAGGAAUUACCCAGUGGAUCAAAGAUUGGUGUUGAUCCAUGGGUUAUUACACAUGGAAAAUGGGCCAAAAUGUCUCAGGGAAUGGUACUGAAGGUAUCAAUUAUUGCUUGUUGUUCAUCUGUUGGGGUCAACGAAGACCAUGUAGUCAUCCAGGGGGAGGAGAGAUCAACCAUGGAUGCCCAGGAGGCUGGCUAUUCCAUCCCAGCACUGAAGAGACAAGUGGGCAGGGGAUGGUGGCUGCAGAUGAGUCUGUCAGCAGCAGGACUGUCAUUAGUAUAUGCAGAGAAGAAUCUGGUUGAUCUGGUGUGGGCAGAUCACAAUCGACCUGACCCACCCUUUGAGGGGCUGAUGGUAUUGGACAUCUCAUUCACUGGAAAAACCUGGCAAGAAAAAGUAAAACAUGUGCGAGGAACAAUGAAAAAGAGGAAGGCUGAUGCACUAGUGGUGACUGCCCUGGAUGAAAUUGCAUGGUUGUUUAACUUGCGAGGCUCUGAUGUGACUUUUAAUCCUGUGUUCUUUGCUUAUGCCAUAAUCACUCAAGAUGAAGUAAGUUUGUUUAUUGAUGAUUCCAAACUUAACAAAGCUGUAUCUAAACACCUCGGCUUGGACAGUGAAAACGACAACAAUCAGACCAAAGUUACUGUGUGUCCAUAUGAGGGAAUAUCAGAUGCCGUCAAAGAAGCUGCUAAUAGUGGAGCUAGGAUUUGGAUUAGUUUGUCAUCCAGUGUUGCAUUAGUGAGGCUUGUCCCUAAGACUCAACUCAUCUCUGAUCCGUCGCCACUGGCUAGUAGCAAAGCAGUCAAGAAUGCAGUGGAAAUCGAGGGCAUGCGUGAAGCUCAUAUCAGAGAUGCCGUUGCCUUGUGUGAGUAUUUCUGUUGGCUGGAACAAAAGGUCCCUAAAGACGACCUCACAGAAGUCACAGGAGCAGCCAAACUAGAAGAAUUUAGAAGAGAGCAGGAAAACUUUGUAAGCCUGAGUUUUGAGACAAUCUCCGCUGUCGGUUCCAAUGGAGCAAUUAUCCAUUACAGACCAGCUGAGGAAACAGACCGUAUGAUUUCCAAAGAAGAGUUGUACUUAUGCGACUCUGGGGCUCAGUUCAAGGAUGGCACCACCGAUGUUACUCGCACGUGGCAUUUUGGUGUUCCUACAAAAUGGGAGCGAGAAUGUUUUACUCGUGUUCUGAAGGGACACAUUGCAUUGGCAAGAGCCGUCUUUCCCAACAAAACUACAGGUCAUAGACUAGAUACUUUAGCCCGCAUGGCCUUGUGGGACGCUGGAUUGGAUUACCUGCAUGGUACAGGGCAUGGGAUUGGCUCGUUUUUAAAUGUACAUGAAGGUCCACAGGGGAUCGGAUUCCGGAGCAGAGAGAAUGAAGCCCCUCUAGAAGCCGGCAUGAUGGUUACUGACGAGCCGGGUUACUAUGAAGACGGUGCUUUUGGAAUCCGUAUUGAAAAUGUGCUGCUUGUAAAACCGGUUGAACUGCAGAAUAAUUUUAAAGACAGAGGAUACCUAGGCUUUGAGCCAAUAACUCUGUUUCCAAUCCAAACCAAGCUUCUUAUGCCGUCUAUGUUAACAGCAGAAGAGGUUGAUUGGAUCAACUGGUAUCACGGCUUAUGUGCAGAGAAGGUUGGAUCAGCUCUGAGAGAACAGGGCCGUACAAGCGCACUGAACUGGUUAAUAAAAGAGACAGUUGCUUUAGGUUGAAUGUCUAGGUGACUAAUUUGCAUAUGACAAGAGCUGACAACUGACAGCUGAUCAGUGAGUUAGCAGACAUUUAGUUCAUGUUCGCGUUACGUCUGUUUGUCAGCAGUAAGAUAAGCUUUGUCCCUUUCAACGGAAAGGCAACGUGAAGUAGUGCUACAAGAAGACAGCAACUACAACAACAACAAACAUCAACAACAACAACAACAACAAAACGAACAAUCUGAAAAUAGUAUUAAAAUUUUUAGUUUCAUGAAGCAGAAA